Molecule: messenger RNA, 1281 nt
Organism: Penicillium pulvis
Lineage: Eukaryota; Fungi; Ascomycota; Eurotiomycetes; Eurotiales; Aspergillaceae
Exons: 2
Coding region: 1-1281 (426 amino acids)
Source: RefSeq, a predicted model, not a curated record
AUGGAGUACCACGCCGUCCCUCCAGAGGAGCGCGCCAGAGAUGAGCAGGGCAACCUUUUGCCCUGGGGUUAUGUUUACAAAGAUGAAUCCCGCAAUCCCCGACGACCACCAGAGGAAUCAGGGCCCUUCGGCAAGAGGAGAAACGCACGAUAUGAGCAUGCUCGAUCCCGAACACGAACAGGCACCCCAGCAAAGCGCGAGAACCCCAAUGUCGCCGAAUUCGGUCGAUUAUUCGCCCAGCAAGUCGAUGAAGAGAAGAUCAGCGGCCUCCCCAAAUCAAACUCAUCCUCCAGCCUCGACAACCCACGCAAGCAAACAGAGAAAGUCGCGACCGAAUGCUUCUUAUACGGGUACAAGGCCAAGGACAGCGAGUGGAAGGUUAUCGACAAGUACGAGCGCAUCUCACAAGGCAUGAUUUGUGAAGAUUACCCACGCAGCGACCCGAAUUCCACAUCUCAGUAUGCCCAGCUGCUGAGCGGCGGCGACGUCGUCAUCCGCGCGAACCUAUCCGCCGAUGCCAACCGAAAGUCUAAGCGCUAUGCUGGUGGUUUCCACUGGAUCAAGAUCACAUUCGACUCGGCCCAGGCUGCGGAUCGCGCAUGCUUCUAUUCACCACAAGAGGUCGAUGGCCACCUUGUUUUCUGUGAGCUUUACCACGGCCACGGUCCUUCUGAGGAUUCCGCUAUUCCCGCCGACUCAAACGAUGAAUUCCCUUUGCGCACGAGAGCGCCGCGUACCCUGACCUCUACACAAUCAACCUCUUUCUUGUCCAGCAAGGACCAAGACCGUCUCACCCUGCCGCGGUCUUUCGCUAUGAACAACCUCUCUAGUGUUAUGGAUGCCCCAGAACCAGAAGACGGCUCGUCUUUUGACUCGUCAACCGCAACUUUCACUACCGGCACUGCCACCGGAACAACCGUCACUGCGACUGGCGCAUCCUCAAGCUUUGAUCGCUCCUUAUCGCUGCACCAGCGCAACGUCCCUACUACUCCUGUGGAGCCGAAGCCGGAAUCCGAAUACAUGACGCACAUUCCUACCGUUCGACGCACGAAACUACGCCCUCUCGCCGAGGCCCUCCCCCCUCAGCCCACAGUUACCGAGCGCGUGCUAAGAUCCAUCCCGAUUCUGAGUUGGUUCACUGGUGAUAUUGUGGGUGAUGGACCUCAAUUCCGCGAGGACGGUGCCUUUGACUAUGACAAGUCAAACUCCUACUGGCGGUUCUGGUACAUGGUGGACAAGGUUCUCGGAACAGAUAUUUGUGGACUGAAGGAGGAGUCUUAA